CGAGCCUUCGGAAAAAGUUGCUCGAAGGUCGAAGGCGCAAAGAAAAGGUCAGAACUUGAAAAUGCUAAGCUAAAAUCCACUGUUAGUUGAAGUCACUCACGGAUUGGGUUCUUCUCAAUAUUCCGGUAGAGUUGCUUCGCAUCUUUCUCUUCAGAAUCUGCUGCUACUCUGCAGACAUUUCACCUCAGAAAUCUCAGAAACCCAUCACGAUUUCAAAGUGAAUUACCUCAUAAAUUCAUGUGGGGUGUCAUCGGAAGAUGCAAUUCCGGCGUCCAAGAGGGUCGAGUUGCGCUCCCCAGAUAGAGCUGACUCCGUUUUGGCCAUUCUCAGAAACCAUGGACUCUCACAAACCCAGAUAUCGAAGAUCGUCAGGAAUCACUCAGAAGUUCUUCAGUUCGAUCCGGAUAAAACCCUUUUGCCAAAGCUUGAAUUUUUCAGAUCUCUUGGGGUUUGAAGGGAGGAACUUGCAUCAGUUCCGGCAUAUCGUCCGCAGCUUUUGACCAGAAACUUGGAGAACCGGAUUGUUCCCUCUUAUGAUUUCCUUAGGAGUCUGCUUUCUCAGAAAAAUGUUGUUUCUAUUUUGAAGCAGGGGUCGUGGAUUUUCGUGGAAGGCCAUUCCAAGAAGCUGGCGCCAAAUAUUGAGGUUUUGAGAGAAUCAGGAAUGCCCCAAUCACGCAUUUAUAUGUUGCUUGCUCAUCACCCCUUCGUUUUUAUGCGAAAGCCUAAAGAGCUUGGUCAACUCGUGGAUGAGGUUAAGCAAAUGGGUUUUAAUCUGAACAAAACCAAAUUCUCUGUUGGCAUUAGGAGCAUUGUGUUGUAAGUCAACAUGUAUUCGAAGUCGGGAAGUGUAUAGGAGGUGGGGAUAGUCUGAGGAUGAUGUUCUCUCUGCUCUCAGGAGGUACCCGCUGUGUAUGAUUGUGUCGGAGAAGAAAAUAAUGCUAGCAAUGGAACUUUUAGUGAAAAAAAUGGGAUGGCCAUCGAGAAUGGUUGCCAAAACCCCAGCGGUCAUGUGUUACAGUAUGGAGAAGAGAUUUAUCCCCCGCUGUUCUGUUGUUAAAGUUUUGAUGCUGAAAGGAUUGAUGGAGAUUGAAAACGUGCGUUUGGGUUCUGUAUUAGUGCCGUUGGAAAAGUGGUUCUUGGAGAUGUUUGUGGGGAGAUAUAUAAAUGAAGUACCUCAAUUAUUGAGUUGUAUCAAGGAAAGGUUGAAGUCCAGGAUGUAUGAUGUUUGUAGGUUAAAAGAGGAUAGAUAUUGCAACAAUUUUAGAUGCAUUGAUGCAGAUUUAGCACUGCUCAUUGUCAUUGGUAGCAGCUAUAUAAAUGAGUUGCCUGCAUCAUUGAGUGCGUAUCAAGGAACAGUUGAAGCCAGGAUAUACAGCCUUGAUACGUUGAAGCGAGUGAUAUUACUGCAGAUAGUUUUAGCAUCCUGUAUCCCAGAAAGUUUAUCCUUAAAUUAUGCACCUAUAUUGAUUUUAUGAGGGUUCAAUCUUGGCCAUUUUUGAAGUUCCAAGAGUCAACGCCUGUCAGUCCAUCCUCGAUUCUCUUCUCUGUUAGUCUGUUUGGGUGACCAUAGUUGAUUUAUUGGAUCUGCUUCAGUGGCCAUGGUCUAUUUUUAGGAAACUCAAUCAACAUAGCAUCAUCCCCGGCAAGGAUGGCUGUCUGAUUAUUUUCUCUUGCUUUAUCAUUUUUGCUGAGAUGAGGAACAAAAUACAUGCAGUGUCUGUGAUCUGGUAAGUUUGUUAUCAUUGGGAAUGAAUCUAUUUAGAAAGCCUCCGAAGACUUGUUGAUCUCAAAAGAGAGGUAAUGGAUGAAUUUUCCUUUAUCCAAUGAAUAUGUCUGAAUACGAUUUUACUGAUGUUAGUUAUUGCAGGCUUAUGAGAUUCUAAACUUGUAUAGUCGUAUUGCAAAGAAAAUGCAGAAAUUGAAUAUUUUCCGAGGAGUAGAGUGUGUUACUUUAGCUUUGCUUUAGUUUGUUUCCUUCGAGAUGGAGGAGUGGACGCUCGGAGGAGCCUGUUCAACCUGGCACAAACUCACAGGUAAUAGAGAUUCAAAUAUACAUAUGAAUAUGCACAUGUUUAUAUUGACGAAUACGUACGUCAUGAAUAUGUGUUUAUUUCUGAGCUUUGGCGAUCUAAACUAAUCGAAAUAUAUGUGAUGAACUGUAUUCUGGAAUCAUGUUCGUCAAAUAUUGGUGUAAUUGCUAAUCUUGCAGGCACAGAGCGCUGGUCAUGGGCCAGAGAAGAAACAAUUCUAAUCAUUCGCGAUGAAGGAAGGAGCAAGAACCAGGGGAAGGACACGGAAAAGAGAGAGAACACACCAGCAAGAAGUUCUUUCCUUCUCAUACCACUCCUCUUUCAUCAUCCAUUUACUUUGAUUGUAAAGCUCUAGCCAUCUUCAUUGUAUUCUGUAAAUCUCUCGUACAUUGUGAAAUACAAAUACAUAGCCACUCUAAUGAA
Molecule: messenger RNA, 2453 nt
Organism: Pyrus x bretschneideri (Chinese white pear)
Lineage: Eukaryota; Viridiplantae; Streptophyta; Magnoliopsida; Rosales; Rosaceae
Exons: 2
Coding region: 912-1475 (187 amino acids)
Biological process (GO): regulation of DNA-templated transcription; chloroplast organization
Cellular component (GO): chloroplast
Molecular function (GO): double-stranded DNA binding
Source: RefSeq, a predicted model, not a curated record